Molecule: messenger RNA, 1992 nt
Organism: Closterium sp. Naga37s-1
Lineage: Eukaryota; Viridiplantae; Streptophyta; Zygnematophyceae; Desmidiales; Closteriaceae
Source: the annotation of a GenBank genome assembly
AUGGCUCGUACAGCAAGGGCCCUUGGGUUCCUUGUUCUAUGCGCCUUAGCGUACUGCGCUUUGGCAGCAGAUGAUGCGCCGAAGCUGGGCACGGUGAUCGGCAUCGAUCUCGGCACCACGUACUCGUGCGUGGGCGUGUACAAGAACGGCCACGUGGAGAUCAUCGCCAACGACCAGGGUAACCGUAUCACGCCCUCGUGGGUGGCCUUCACGGACUCGGAGCGUCUCAUCGGCGAGGCGGCGAAGAACCAGUUCGCGUCCAACCCCGAGAGAACAGUCUUCGAUGUCAAGCGACUCAUUGGCCGCAAGUUCGCGGACAAGGAGGUGCAGCGCGACAUGAAGCUGGUGCCGUACAAGAUCGUGAACCGCGACAGCAAGCCGUACGUGGAGGUGGAGGUGAAGGGCGAGAAGAAGGUGUUCUCGCCCGAGGAGGUGAGCGCCAUGAUUCUGGGCAAGAUGAAGGACACGGCGGAGGCGUACCUGGGCAAGAAGAUCAAGGACGCCGUGGUCACCGUGCCCGCGUACUUCAACGACGCGCAGCGCCAGGCCACCAAGGACGCGGGCGUGAUCGCGGGGCUGAACGUGGCUCGCAUCAUCAACGAGCCAACGGCGGCCGCCAUCGCGUACGGCAUGGAUAAGAAGGGCGGCGAGAAGAACAUCCUGGUGUUCGACCUGGGCGGCGGCACGUUCGACGUGAGCAUCCUCACGAUCGACGGCGGCGUGUUCGAGGUGCUGGCGACCAACGGCGACACGCAUCUGGGCGGGGAGGACUUCGACCAGCGGAUCAUGGAGUAUUUCAUCAAGCUGAUCAAGAAGAAGUACAACAAGGACAUCAGCAAGGACAACAAGGCGCUCGGCAAGCUGCGCCGCGAGGCGGAGCGCGCCAAGCGCGCGCUGAGCAACCAGCACCAGGUUCGCGUGGAGAUCGAGUCGCUCUUCGACGGCACGGAUUUCUCGGAGCCGCUGACGCGCGCGCGGUUCGAGGAGCUGAACAACGACCUGUUCCGCAAGACGAUGGGGCCGGUGAAGAAGGCGAUGGAGGACGCCGGGCUGCAGAAGACGGAGAUCCACGAGAUCGUGCUCGUCGGCGGCAGCACCAGGAUUCCGAAGGUGCAGCAGCUGCUCAAGGACUACUUCGACGGCAAGGAGCCGAGCAAGGGCGUCAACCCCGACGAGGCCGUCGCGUACGGCGCGGCCGUGCAGGGCGGCAUCCUCAGCGGCGAGGGCGGCGACGAGACCAAAGACAUUUUGCUGCUGGACGUGACGCCGCUGACGCUGGGCAUUGAGACGGUGGGCGGCGUGAUGACGAAGCUGAUCACGCGCAACACCGUCAUCCCCACGAAGAAGUCGCAGACGUUCACGACGUACCAGGACCAGCAGACGGUGGUGUCGAUCCAGGUGUUCGAGGGCGAGCGCGCCAUGACCAAGGACAACCACCUCCUCGGCAAGUUCGACCUCACCGGCAUCCCGCCCGCCCCGCGCGGCGUGCCGCAGAUCGAAGUCACGUUCGAGCUGGACGCGAACGGCAUUCUGAACGUGAAGGCGGAGGACAAGGGGUCGGGCAAGAGUGAGAAGAUCACCAUCACCAACGACAAGGGGCGCCUCAGCCAGGACGACAUCGAGCGCAUGGUGCGCGAGGCCGAGGAGUUUGCUGACGAGGACAAGAAGGUCAAGGAGCGCGUGGACGCGCGUAACUCCCUGGAGACGUAUGUGUACAACAUGAAGAACACGAUUGGCGACAAGGAGAAGGUGGGCGGGAAGAUCUCGGAUGAGGACAAGGAGACAAUUGAGGGCGCGGUGAAGGAGGCGCUGGAGUGGCUGGACGACAACCAGAGCGCGGAGAAGGAGGAGUACGAGGACAAGCUCAAGGAGGUGGAGGGCGUCUGCAACCCCAUCAUGACCAAACUCUACCAGGCGGGCGGCGGGCCCAGUGGUGGUGCUGGGGCUGGUGGUGAGGAGGAUGAGGAGCCCGAGGACCACGACGAGCUGUGA